AGGCAAGGCCUAGCCAUGGGAGCUUACCUGGGGCGGGUGUUCAUGCCUCAAUCUUCCCUCCUGCAGCCUGAGAGGAUCAACCCAGAGCUGAACCAGAAGGGCUACAAUGUCAAGUCCGAUGUCUGGAGCCUGGGCAUCACCAUGAUUGAGAUGGCCAUCCUGCGGUUCCCUUACGAGUCCUGGGGGACCCCGUUCCAGCAGCUGAAGCAGGUGGUGGAGGAGCCGUCACCCCAGCUCCCAGCUGACCAUUUCUCCCCCGAGUUUGUGGACUUCACUGCUCAGUGCCUGAGGAAGAACCCCGCAGAGCGUAUGAGCUACCUGGAGCUGAUGGAGCACCCCUUCUUCACCUUGCACAAAACCAAGAAGACGGACAUUGCUGCCUUCAUGAAGGAGAUCCUGGGAGAAGACUCAUAGGGGCCGGGCCUUGGACCCCACUCCGGCCCUCCAGAGCCCCACAUCCCCAUCUGGGGGUCAGUGCUCACCCACACCAUAAGCUACUGCCAUCCUGGCCCAGGGCAUCUGGGAGGAACCGAGGGGGCUGCUCCCACCUGGCUCUGUGGCGAGCCAUUUGUCCCAAGUGCCAAAGAAGCAGACCAUUGGGGCUCCCAGCCAGGCCCUUCUCGGCCCCACCAGCACCUCUCCCUGCUGCUCCAAGGACCCGUCUCCAGCUUCUGAGAUCCUGGACUGAGGGGGCCUGAAUGCCCCCUGUGGAUGCUGCUGCCCCUGCACAGCGGGCCGCCGGUGCCUGGGUGGAUGGGCCACCGCCUUGCCCAGCCUGGAUGCCAUCCAAGUUGUAUAUUUUUUUAAUCUCUCGACUGAAUGGACUUGGCACACUUUGGCCCAGGGUGGCCACACCUCUAUCCCGGCUUUGGUGCAGGGUACACAAGAGGGGAUGAGGUGUGUGAAUACCUCAAGACUCCCAUGAGGGAGAUGCCAUGAGCCACCCAAGGCCUUCCCUUGGCACUGGCAAACAGGGCCUCUGCGGGGCACACUGGCUCACCCAGUCCUGCCCGCCACCGUUAUCAGUGUCAUUCACCUUUUCGUUUUUUUUUAAAUUUAUCCUCUGUUGAUUUUUUCUUUUGCUUUAUGGGUUUGGCUUGUUUUCCUUGCAUGGUUUGGAGCUGAUCGCUUCUCCCCCAUCCCCUAGGGUACCAGCAGGCAGAGCCUUGCCCUCUGCUCAGGCUGGGGUCCAGUGGGAGGGGCCCAAGUUCUCUGCUCAGAGAAGUGCAGGGGGAGCCUUCCAGCUCACUCUCCCCUGAGGUCUGGCUUGACAGGGGCUAUGGGUUUCUUU
Molecule: messenger RNA, 1291 nt
Organism: Gorilla gorilla gorilla (western lowland gorilla)
Lineage: Eukaryota; Metazoa; Chordata; Mammalia; Primates; Hominidae
Product: dual specificity mitogen-activated protein kinase kinase 3-like
Exons: 4
Coding region: 16-414 (132 amino acids)
Biological process (GO): MAPK cascade; protein phosphorylation
Molecular function (GO): MAP kinase kinase activity; ATP binding
Source: RefSeq, a predicted model, not a curated record